Molecule: messenger RNA, 297 nt
Organism: Sphenostylis stenocarpa
Lineage: Eukaryota; Viridiplantae; Streptophyta; Magnoliopsida; Fabales; Fabaceae
Source: the annotation of a GenBank genome assembly
AUGAAAGGCUAUAAUGGAUGGGCUUCUUCAUUGAUGGUUGCCUCUGUCGGGGGUCCUGCCUUAGCAAGGGUAUGUGCUGUUGCACGUCAAGCAGCUGCUGUGCCUUUACUACUGUCAACGGAACCUACCAAAAGACCUGUUCUGCAGGAAGAGGAGGAGCCUAUAAAAGCUGCAAGCACUGCCACUGCUGAGCAUCUUGCUGUUUUGCUUCCCCUUCGUCCUCUCCAUGCUCUGGUUUGCUUGACUGCAAUUGAGAGAUUUUUCUCUGAACACGACUGGACUGGUUAUGGUCAGUAG